Corythoichthys intestinalis (scribbled pipefish) is the source of this 8159-nucleotide messenger RNA. It is a transcript of the gene atp11c, whose product is annotated as ATPase phospholipid transporting 11C. The record is from RefSeq and is a predicted model, not a curated record. The coding region runs from base 2389 to 5799 and encodes 1136 amino acids. Gene Ontology annotation, cellular component: plasma membrane; recycling endosome; endoplasmic reticulum. Lineage: Eukaryota; Metazoa; Chordata; Actinopteri; Syngnathiformes; Syngnathidae. The transcript is spliced from 29 exons. Gene Ontology annotation, molecular function: ATP hydrolysis activity; magnesium ion binding; ATPase-coupled intramembrane lipid carrier activity. Gene Ontology annotation, biological process: phospholipid translocation.
UUAAAAAAAGCCUGUCAGGUUUACAAAACACUAUUAUUUUACUUUUAAAUUUAAAAAAAUAUAAAUGUUACUUUUAAAAUUAUAUUCAAGUCCCCCAUCACGUUUUUUUUUUUUCCACACUAAAUGAUUGCAUCUUGUCAAAACUCAAUUAUCAAGACUUGCACUGAUCCAUAACUAUUGAAAUUUUGCAAUAAAAAUAUAUAUUUUUAACUGUUUUCCUCUGCAUUGCUGAACACAAUUAACGUAGCCAAGGGCCAGGAUUCCAGCAGAUGCCAUUGGACUCAGUGUAAAAUAGCAGUCAAGACUUGUUGACUUUAUCGUGCAACGGGUUGCAAUACGAAAUUGAAAUUGGGUCAGAGGAGGAAAAGCACAUGAUUCCGGGGAGAUUUUACCAUAAAAGUUAAAGACUGGAUGCAUAAAUUCACUCUAACACGGCGCGAGCAAGUGGGCGACCGAGCAGCAGGGAGAGGCAGCAUUAGACAUGGAAGCAAGUGGAAUCCCUUUAUCAUCGCAUCUCAAGCACCUUAAAUGGUAAAUAUCUUACGUUUACCCUACUCUACACAACAGCAUGGAGGCGAUUGAAAAACGAAUAAUUUAUCGUAUGAAAAUAAUAAAACCAGGAUUUUUCUCUGGUACACUUUUGGCGACGCCGGGGCCAACAAUGCCGGAUAAAGCCUUGUUGUUUUGUUCCAAUGUCUUGUUAACAACUCUUCAUUGGCAACACGUCAUUUGUCACAUGGUCAAAGCAGUCUUCAGUAAAAUUAUUUGAUCAAACCAACACUCUAUGAUCCAUUCAGCUCGUUGCUUGGUCGGAUUUGAAAAAAAUAGAGGCUUAUAUCGGCAGUGUUUGUGUUGGAGCAAUCUCCUACACAACAUAUAUUAACCAUUGUUCUGUACACAACACAUAUUAACCGUUUUUACAAUUAAAAUGAUUGAAUAAUGUGACUGAAUUUUGUGGAAAAACAACUAAAAUGCUGGCUUCCACUGCAACCAAGCUAAAUGCAUAAGGGCACUGCGCGUGAAAAACCUGUCUUUGAUUGCUUCUCUCCCGGUUACUGAUGCUGGUUUCCUGGCCAACACCGAAACGGGAUUAAAGUUGUUUUGCGCUUUUUUUGGGUUCAUUUUACAAACAAAAGGACUACGGGUUGUGGCUCAGUGGAGUACAAUCUAUCAAAUUCAGUAUAUAGUAACUCCGGAUGUGAUAAGGGGACUUAAAUGUGUUGACAUCACGUGGGAGCAAGUAGGGCACUACUUUCCUUAGCAGGAGAUGAGGAAUCUUGACAAGAUGGCCGCCAGCGUCAGACACUACCUUUCCCAGCAUGCCGCACUACUCACCCAGGUGAGGCUGUUUAAGUCACUUGAUUGCAGCCGGCCUGUAUGAGUGGAUAAAAGAGGACCAGAAUGAGAGGAGGGGGGUGGUCGAGGAUAUUGACACAAGGCCAAUACUGAGGGCUGUGCAGAAAGACGUUGAAGAAAGUUUUAUUUUCUUUUUUUUUUUUUUUUUUUUUUCUUUAAAUCUUUGAGAACAUACCUAAGUUCGCCUUUUUUGAGGAGUUUAUUUUGUUGUUCUGUUUUGUAUUGCUUCUUUGCCACAUUUUAGCCACUUUCUUUUGGGGAUUCCUGCUGUUUGACAAAAGAAGCUAUGUCAUUGGAACCAUUUGCCUCCGGGGCUCUUUCCUGUCCAGGUCUACCUCUCGUGUUUUAAUUUUUAAAAGUUAUAUAAUUUAAGAAAUUGAAUGCUCAUGAUCAUUUUUCAGGUUUAUGAAGCUCUGGAGGAAAUAUUGUACCAAUUAAAGAAAGAAAAAAAAAAACAAUAGGAAAAUCAUAAGGACAUGAAAAAAAAAAUCACUUUUUUGAGCCGUAUUGGCCAACAAAACUAUUGACUUAUAUUAAAGGGAAUGAUGACCACUCUUAGGAGGCAUUUAUAAUUUGAAAACAAUCACUAUUCAUUGUCUGGCACAUUCUUUGAGUCAUCCAUAAUACAAAAUAGUCAUGAUGUUGCUGUGUGAUAUGGUUAUGUUGUAACAAACCCAGGUGACAUUUCCUCACAGGUCAGUUGCCCAAGUGGCUUGAAAACAACACAAACUGCUUCUUUGCGAGGCUUGUGAAUCAAAAAAUUGGGGAAGCAGCUCCUUUCGCAAGGUCUCAAGUCUCUCGACCGCCCUCCUCUCCAUUGUCGGGGGACACUGCGCGAUGUAGGCCAGUACCAGCCUGUGGUACAGAACACUCUGUGUCUUGUGCAGAACAAUCAGCCUUUGCCCAUCUACAUCAGCUCCUUAGGAUCAGUUCCAAGUUGUUCUUCCAGUCAUCCGUGUGUACAAACAACAGAAUAGCCUCUGAUAUGGGCUCAUCAUUCUAUGCCAUUGGCCAAGUACUGGGGGAUCCAGGAUGGAGCUUAAAGGCGAUGAAAAAAGAGUAGACAGCCGGACUAUCUACGUUGGUCAUCAGCCAUGUUCUGCCAGCGAGCCUUUCAUCCCGCCAAAGUUUUGUGACAACAGAAUUGUGUCGUCCAAGUAUACCGUGUGGAACUUUUUACCAAAGAACUUAUUUGAACAGUUCAGAAGAAUUGCCAAUUUCUACUUCCUUAUCAUCUUUCUGGUUCAGGUGAUAGUGGACACCCCCACCAGCCCAGUCACCAGCGGCCUACCCUUAUUUUUUGUCAUUACAGUGACAGCCAUCAAGCAGGGCUAUGAGGACUGGCUACGACACAAGGCUGAUAAUGAGGUGAACAAGUACCCGGUGACAGUGCUUGAAAAUGGUCGGAGGCUACGGAAGGAAAGCGAGAAGAUCAAGGUGGGUGACGUUAUAGAAGUGGAGGAAGACGAAACCUUUCCCUGUGAUUUAAUCCUGCUCACAUCGAGCAGGGAUGACGACAUCUGUUUUGUUACCACUGCUAGUCUAGAUGGAGAAUCCAACCAUAAAACACACUACACUGUUCCAGACGUAGAGAAGGAUCUGGAAACCCUCAGUGCCACUCUGGAGUGUGAACAGCCCCAGCCUGACCUUUAUAAGUUUGUUGGCCGUAUGUACAUCUACAAAAGCAAUCAGGAACCAGCAGUGAGGUCUUUGGGACCGGAGAAUUUGCUGCUGAAAGGGGCAACUUUAAAAAAUACUCAGAAAGUCUGCGGUGUUGCUAUUUACACUGGCAUGGAGACCAAAAUGGCACUCAAUUAUCAGGGCAAGUCUCAGAAACGCUCUGCUGUGGAAAAGUCCAUUAAUGCCUUCCUUUUGGUUUACCUUUGCAUUCUGGUGAGCAAAGCCCUUGUUUGCACAACGCUCAAGUAUGUUUGGCAAAGCAAGCCGGGCCAGGAUGAGCCUUGGUACAAUGAGAAAACCCAAAAAGAGAGGGACACCAAUGUGUAUCUAAAAAUGUUCACCGACUUCCUUUCAUUUAUGGUGCUCUUCAACUUCAUCAUUCCCGUGUCCAUGUACGUGACGGUUGAGAUGCAAAAGUUUUUGGGGUCGUUUUUUAUCUCCUGGGAUAAGGACUUUUUUGACCCUGAUAUCAACGAGGGAGCACUGGUUAACACCUCAGACCUCAAUGAGGAACUAGGGCAGGUGGAGUAUGUGUUCACUGACAAAACGGGGACCCUCACGCAGAAUAACAUGCAGUUUAUCGAGUGCUGCAUCGACGGAUUCCAGUACAAGCAUCGAGACAACGACUCAGAGUUAGACAGAUUUUGUGUCACAGAUGGGCCCACAAGUAGAAUGGAAGAAAAAGCUGGCAGGGAGCGCGAGGAACUGUUUCUUCGUGCCAUUUGCCUGUGCCACACAGUCCAGGUGAAGGAUGCCCCCAAUACCGAUCAGAUCCAGGGCGACCAGGUGGACACCAUCGUGCUGCGUGUCCCUAUAGAUGAAAGGGGCUUUAUAGCGUCCUCUCCCGAUGAGGUUGCUCUGGUCAAGGGUGCCAUGAGGUAUGGUUUCACAUAUCUGGGUCUGGAAAGUAAAGCCAUGAAAAUCCUUAACAGGAGCCAUGAAAUUGAAGUCUAUGAGCUCCUUCACGUGUUAAAUUUUGACCCAGUGAGAAGACGAAUGAGUGUCAUUGUCAAAUGCAAAUCAGGGGAUAUCGUGCUCUUCUGCAAGGGAGCAGACUCAUCUAUAUUUCCUCGUGUCCAACAAGAGGAAGUGGAGCCCAUUCGUGUGCACGUGGAGCGAAAUGCAAAGGAGGGCUACAGAACACUGUGCGUUGCCUACAAGCUCCUCGGCACUGAGGAGUACGCCCGGGCCGACGCGGGCCUUAGGGAAGCCAGACUGGCUUUGCAGGACAGAGAGGAGAAGCUCAUGGCAGUGUAUAACGAGGUGGAGACUGGCAUGAGUCUCAUUGGAGCGACUGCUGUUGAAGAUAGACUUCAAGAAGAGGCAGCGGAAACAAUGGAGGCCCUGCAGGGCGCUGGCAUUAAAAUCUGGGUGCUGACAGGGGACAAAAUGGAGACAGCCAAGUCCACCUGUUUUGCCUGUCGCCUGUUUCAGAGGACCACCGAGCUCUUGGAGCUGACGGUGCGCACGCUCGACGCUCGAGGCGGUCGCAAGCGCGAGGAAAGACUGCACGAGCUCUUACUCGAGUAUCACAAGAAAGCCGUUCAGGAUGAGCACACCUUGGAAAAUGGUGUUAGGAGCAGGAGCUGGACUGUUACCAACCAUGAUUUCGGUUUUAUUAUUGACGGAGCCAGUCUCUCGAUGGUGCUCAACUCCACCGAUUCCAACUCCAGCCACUACAGAAACCUCUUCCUGCAGACCUGCCAAAACUGCACCGCUGUGCUCUGCUGCCGCAUGGCUCCUUUGCAAAAAGCCCAGAUUGUAAAACUGGUCAAGAACUCCAAAGGCAACCCCAUUACCCUCUCCAUCGGUGAUGGCGCUAAUGACGUCAGCAUGAUUUUGGAAGCUCAUGUUGGCAUUGGCAUCAAGGGUAAAGAAGGUCGCCAAGCGGUGAGGAACAGCGACUAUGCCAUACCCAAACUCAAACACCUGAAAAAACUCCUGCUCGCUCAUGGACAUCUGUACUAUGUUCGCAUUGCUCACUUGGUGCAGUAUUUCUUCUACAAGAACCUGUGCUUCAUCUUACCUCAGUUUUUGUACCAGUUCUUCUGCGGCCAUUCCCAGCAGCCCCUCUAUGAUGCAGCCUAUCUGACGAUGUACAACAUCUGCUUCACCUCUAUGCCCAUCCUGGCUUACAGCCUCUUGGAGCAGCACAUCAGCAUCCAGGUUCUCCUGGGCAAUGCUACCCUCUACAGAGAGAUACGUAAAAACUCCAUGUUGCGAUGGGGACCCUUCCUUUACUGGACACUCCUGGCGGUCUUCCACGGUUUGGUAUUCUUCUUUGGGGUGAGAUUUUUGUUUCGAAACCCAGCACUGCAGGAGGACGGCCAGGUUUUUGGAAAUUGGUCGUAUGGCACAAUCGUCUUCACUGUCCUUGUAUUCACUGUCACGCUAAAGCUUGCUCUGGACACGCGGCACUGGACGUGGAUCAACCACUUUGUAAUUUGGGGCUCUUUGGCUUUUUACAUCCUUUUCAGCUUUUUCUGGGGAGGAAUUAUUUGGCCUUUCCUGAGUCAGCAGCGUUUAUAUUUUGUAUUUGCCACCCUGUUGAGUUCCGUGUCGGCAUGGCUGGUCAUCAUUCUGCUCAUCUUGUUCAGCCUACUGCCAGAGAUCCUUCUGGCUGUUUUCAGCAAGCCCUUCAAUCCCUUUUCUCACCAGAAUAAUCCAGUUGAGUCGAACAGGGGGGACGCCCUGUCCUUGCGGUCGUCUUCCAGGCCCCUGCUCAUGAGCACCUUUACAGAUGAGUCCAAUAGUGUCAUUUAAACAGGUAUCAGUCCACCUUUUAAGCCAAUCCAAGACUGGUGACCAAUCCCAUCUCCCUUCAGCGUAGUGCUAACGUUGUUUUACAAAGCGCCCAAUCAAAACAAGAUGUCGUGUGUGUGGCUUUUGUCUUGUGCAAGCUGAUAUUGGUUGGCUGAAGAGCAAGAUUAAAAGAAAAUUUGAGUCCCAAACUUACACAUUUUGCUUUUCAACCUCCCUUUUGAUGCCCACCCGCUCUCACCCCUCUGCACGUGCUUUGAAAACGAAUUGUCACAUGAGCGUGAUGGUGCCGGCGCUGUUGGAUUUACUCACACAAUACAAGAUGGGCCGUGUGAUUCUGUGUUUGCGCUCGCAGUGUUGAGACCAUGUCAUGUGUACAUGUUGGAAGUAGGCCUUUAUUAUUAGCUUUCACCUCAGGGAGAUUACAUUAGAGCGGCGCGGAGGAGACAUCACAUGGUUUAAGAGGGGACACAGUGCUUGUCUUGGUUCUUUUCACAAUCAAAAUAGAGAAAUGAUCUGUUUUUUGGGGAAGAAUGUAUAGUGGUGCUUUGAGAUAUAAGGGGAACUUUCAAACUAAAUGACAUGAUAUCUUUAAAAAGCCCAAAUAAGUUUGUCCUAGAGUCCACUAUUUUAUUAUAUUGGCUGCCAUUGAGGGUAAUAGUCGUCCAAUCCAUUUUGACCGCCUAGGCUUAUAAUGCACUGGGGGAAGCCUUGAAAUGGAUUGGAAGUUGAUGCCUGUCAAUGAUCAUUCAAAUAUCUUUUUAGAAAAAAAAAAAAAAAAAGAAUGUAUUUGGGAAAAAAUUAUAAAAAUAAAAACAUUCACUUUCAGCCUUUAGUUCAAAUUGGUUUGUCUAUUACCAUCAGUGGCACUGAAACAUGACCAAUCAUUCAUUAAAAUGAUUUAACAAUAUUUUUGUAAUUCAAAUGUAUUAAAAUAAAUAAGUUAAAAAAUUAAAUAAAAAUAAGCAUCAUCAUUCCCUUUCAGUGGCAGCCAGUGAGUUAAUAGAGACGGAAGAGCACGAAGAAUCAUAUUUCUUUCUUUUUUUUUAUCAUUAACAAUUAAUAAUUCAAUCAUUUAUUUUUCAAAAUCAUUUCAGUAGGGAUUUGAGGUGCAAGUGUUUUAUACAUGGUACCAGAAAGAUUACUGCUUGCCUCUCAAAGCAUCACUGUGUUUGACAAAAUGUGUAAAUUUUUUGUAUGUUUGUUCAUUUAUUUUAAGCUGUUUAUUUGGCAAUCACAAUGGGGAAAAAGUAUAACAUUACUAUUUAAUAAACUCAGUGGCUGCCAUUGGUGCCAAUAGACGGAUUGGAAGUCUAUCGCCAUCAAUGGCAGUAAAUAAACCCAUGUGAAAAGAAACAGGAUGAUCAUUUUUUGGAUGUAUGGGACAAUUGAUGAUGAUGAGUAGUAAUGAUAGAGAUGCAUUUCUACUAUUAACACUGGUGUUGGCUGUCCAAAAUGUUCAUAUUGCAGCUGGUUGGCUUUUUUAAGAAAAUGUUGUGUUCUCUGCAAUGUGAACAUCCAAAGCAGCAGCUGUGUGGUUGGAGGGUGGAGUUGUUUUGUUCACACUCACCAUGAUGUUUUUGUGUGCGUGUUUUAAUCACGUCCCUUAGCCUAAGCUAACUGUGAGCGCUUGUGAAUGUGUCGUUGAACAAUUGCAUCAGGCGCUUAACCUUCAUUUGUGUUCUUCAACUAGCUGUCUGACGACGACCUCCAAUGAGCAACCAGGUAAAGCAAAAGGAAAGAAACUCUUUGCAUUGAUGGGAAAUCACAAAUUACAAACACUAACUUGAGAUGGACAUGGAAUAUUGUAGAAUAAAGGCAUCAACUUGUCUGCCAACUACAGUUGACCACGGUUUAUCUACUAUUCAACAAGUAUUGGUUUAGCAAAUAAAUAAACAACAUUUGAUAGUUGAUUAAUCGUUUUUGAGACCUUGUUGACAUGGAAAUGUAUCAAUCCUUUUACAUUUUUAAUUGGUGAAAGAGAGGGCAAAAGUAAAUAUUCUUUUUUUAUUCCUUUUUUUAAGUAAAAAAAUAUUCAGUUUUUUUGUUGUUGUCAUUUAUAUCUAUUUAAAUUGUCAUUUUUAUACUUUUGAAACACACCAAGAAAGACGUCAAAUAUAUUUUCAUACUGUCGAAAUGGCAACAGGUCAUUAAUUCUAUUUAGAGUAUGUACAAGUUUUUAUUUUCUGUACUACUUACUGUUUUAGUGUUUUUGAUUCAUUUUGUCCCAUCAAUUUGUGUCACCCAUUUUCGUGCGUCACUAAUUUCUCUGAUUCCAUUCUUUUUUUCUGUGAUGACUAUUUUUUCAGAGUUUUUCUUUGACAACAUUUUUGGUCUGUUUUUUUUUUUUUUUCUCCCUCGAC